Molecule: messenger RNA, 933 nt
Organism: Hirsutella rhossiliensis
Lineage: Eukaryota; Fungi; Ascomycota; Sordariomycetes; Hypocreales; Ophiocordycipitaceae
Product: mitochondrial carrier protein
Exons: 2
Coding region: 1-933 (310 amino acids)
Biological process (GO): glycine import into mitochondrion
Cellular component (GO): mitochondrion; mitochondrial inner membrane
Molecular function (GO): glycine transmembrane transporter activity
Source: RefSeq, a predicted model, not a curated record
AUGAACGAGACGCGAUCUCCGGCCCGUGCCAAGCCAGGACUUCACUUCGCCUCCGGACUUGGAUCAGGCAUAGCGUCGGCCGUCAUUUUGCAACCUCUCGACUUCUUGAAGACCCGGGUGCAACAGACGGGCCGCCCAUCGCUCUCUGCUUGUCUACGAGACGCGAGACGAUCCUCCCAGCUUAUCCGCACCUUGUGGCGAGGCACGGUUCCUUCAGCGCUGCGUACUGGCUUCGGCUCUGCUCUAUAUCUUACCUCGCUCAAUGCAAUCCGCCAGCAUGUGCAACAGAUGGGCGAUGCUGAAGAGUGGCGCCGGGAAACCGGUGGCUCAUCUGCCCUGCCCGACCUGACCUAUACGGCCAAUUUGGUAUCCGGUGCCAUGGCCAGAACGAUUGCCGGAUUUUGCCUCAUGCCUCUGACGGUUAUCAAGGUUCGAUUCGAGUCCAGUCUGUAUUCGUAUCCGUCCAUGAUAGCCGCGGCCCGAGAAAUACAACGGGCCGAUGGUCUUCGUGGCUUCUUCUCGGGCUUUGGCGCAACGGCAAUCAGAGAUGCUCCAUCCGCUGGCAUGUAUGUAGUGAUCUACGAAUCGUUCAAGAAGCGGAUUAACUCCUGGGUGUUCACCUCUUACCUCGACACCGGACACGCCACAAUAUCAGGACCAGUGGCAAGUUCGAUAAAUUUCAGCUCAGCCAUUGUCGCGGGAGCCGCCUGUUCCGCAAUCUCCAACCCCUUCGACGCCAUCAAGACGCGAAUACAGCUCCAGCCGCAUCAGUUUAGGAACAUAUGGCAGGCAGCUUCUGUCAUGGUGGCCCAAGACGGAUUCCGGUCGCUCUGGAAUGGAUUAGCUUUGCGCAUGAGUCGGAAAGCUCUCAGCUCAGCGUUGGCCUGGACAGUGUACGAAGAACUCAUCCGUAAAUCGAGUGUGACGGCAUGA